AUGGUACAGAGGCUUUCAGAGAUACUUACGGUACGGUCAGAGUUCAAUUUGUUUGAAAGCAUCGCGAACCUAGAGCCAUUUGAUCUGAAUCGGUUAGAUAAAGUUGUUGAUGAAGUAUUAAGUUAUAUUACUGAUGUUAAGGGGAUAUUCCAGUUUGUUUCUACUCUACCUCUUGAUUUGAAGCAAAAUUUAAACUGGCUUGCAGAAGGAAGAAAUAGAUAUUAUGAUAUCCAUAGAAAAAUUGAUUCAAUAGAUUCUCUUGUGUUACAAUCAUUAAAUUUAUUAGAAGCUAAUUUUGAAAUUGAUGAGAAAAUUGCUGAUUCUGGUAUAUUUGAUAAACUUGAUGUUCUAGGAGAAAUUACAUUAGAGGUUAAACAAUCUCAUUUUACACAAUUUAAAAAUGAAAUUGAUGUAUCUACUGAAUAUAAUGAAAUAUUCAAUCUUACAAUGAACUCAAUAAACAAUGAAUUGGAAAGUUGCUUAAAGAAAUGUUUUAGAAUCCAUGAAAGAAGAUUUAGUUCACCUGUGCGUCAUGCUCCAAAUUUCAAUCUAGAUCUUUUAACCAAAAAAUUAUUUAAACAAAAAUCUGGUCUUCGAUUACCUUUACUUACCGAAAUUGAAAAUCAACUUUAUGAAGAAUUUUUAGAUUUGAAAAGUACAGUUGAUCCAUUAAGGGCAAGUUUAGAAUUUAUACCAUCAAAAAUUCAAGAGUUCCAAGAGAAACAUAAAGAUUUAGAUGAAAUUAAUAUCGCUAAUAUAAGACAAAAAUAUAAUUCAUUAAUUAAAGAAUUGAAUUUUCUACAAAAUGAAGUUGAUGAUUUAAAAUUUGAAUUAGUUGAUAAAAGAUGGAGUGAAAUUUUCAGUUAUUUAAAUACAGAAAUGUCAUAUAUGAUUGUUAGUGUACAAAAAGAAACUUCAAAACUAUCACAUCUAAAAGAUUCCAACUCUUCAAUUGAAUCACAAGUUCUAAAGAAAAUCAAAUAUACUACACAUAUUGUUGAUAAUACAUUUGUUGUUAUAAACCAAGCUAUUGAUGAAAAAUUAAUUGAUUUUGCUACAGUGGAAAAAAGUAAUGGGUUAGCUGAACGUUGGCUAGAAGUUAAAGAAUCAAUACCAGAUGAAUAUUUACCUUUCUUAGAAGCUGAUGAUGAUGAUGAUUUGGAGGAACUUAAGAAAUUUAAAACUUUAUCAUUAGAUGAUGGGAAUUCGAAACGUGAAGAUAGUGAUAAUACACCAGUAAAGAAUAAAAGAAGGAGUAGAGCUGGUGAAUUUUUUAUGGGUAAAUUGAAUCUAAAACCUAUUAUGAUAGAAACCAAUCCAACAUCUGCUAUAAAACAGGAUAUUAAUGACGUGCCGAAACAUAUACUGUCUGAUAGUCAUAAACAUAACAAACUUGAUAGUACACCAUCGAAACCAGGCUCAUCAACACUAGAUGCACAUUCACUACAAAAGAUUCCUGAGUUAAAAACAGCAUUAUCUAAAGAAACUGAAAAUUUAAUAGCUAAAAAUUAUCUUGCAAGUCCACCAUCGGAUAAAAGUGAUAGCAAAUCUUCAAUGAGUCCAAUUAAAGAAGUACAAACACCAGAAGCUUUGAAAAUUGAUAGUCAUAAAUAUGAUGUUUUCCAAACCCCACGUCCAUCUGAUCUAAAUAGAAGAAGAUCACUACAAGUACCGUCAUCAGUUUCAAGAUUACCUGUUUUAUCUAAAUCAAAAGAACCAACUGCUUCUAGAAUACCUAGACCUAGCUCUCGUCUGGGAGCUCAUGAUAGAGAAAGAUCAUUAUCAAAAGAUAAGUCACAACCUGUUGAAUCAUCAAUCCAAAGAAAAUUGAAUAGACCAGCAAGUGCCAUGGCAUCAACAAGACUUACACAAUCUGAUAGGCCACCAUCAAGAGCAGGUGUUUUGAAUAAGAGACAUUCAAUGAUACCACAAACACCAGUCAGAUCAUCUUAUAUGGUUAAACCUGUUGAAAGAACAAGUUCAAGAAAUUCUGAAUCUAGAAGACGUUCAUUAUUACCACAACCAACACCAGUAAAAGAAAUAAUUGAGAGAGGUGGUUCAAGACUUGGUGAAAGAAGAUCAUCAGCAGAGGUUAGAACACAGAGAUUUUUAGAUAGACCAGAAAAACCAAUUUGGAAAUGA
Hansenula ciferrii is the source of this 2142-nucleotide messenger RNA. It is a transcript of the gene KAR9, whose product is annotated as Kar9p. Gene Ontology annotation, biological process: nuclear migration along microtubule; establishment of spindle localization; mitotic spindle orientation checkpoint signaling. NCBI's taxonomy places the organism in Eukaryota, Fungi, Ascomycota, Saccharomycetes, Phaffomycetales, Wickerhamomycetaceae. Bases 1 to 2142 code for a protein of 713 amino acids. The transcript has a single exon. The record is from RefSeq and is a predicted model, not a curated record. Gene Ontology annotation, cellular component: cell cortex; mating projection tip; spindle pole body.